AUGGGUCUUUUUCCACCAACUGUGUUUGGAGCCACUACACGCUUGGUGGUUAAAAUUAUAAACAAUAGUGAUAAACUUUUGCGAUAUGAAUGGAGGCAAUUUUCAUCUGAAGAGCAAGAAAAUACCUUAUUUUCCGGUUUAGAUGAUUUAUCACCACAGUAUCGACAAAACAAAGCAGAAAAUCUUGUUUUUAAAUCAAAAAUUUUCAAAUUCGAAAAUUCAAGUUCGGAAAUUUGGCCUAAAAGAUACCAACAAGUCAUUGUUUCGUUUACACCAAUGCAAAAAGAACAAGUUAAUGAAACCGCAUACCUUUAUAAUAUAGAUACAAAAGAAAGGAUUCCAUUCCCUCUUCAAGGAUCAGGAAUUCCACCUCAUGCAGAGAUAAAUUUAGAAUCUAUCAAUGCUGGUCAUAUCAGUUUUGACAAAUCCUACGAAUAUGAAAUAUUAUUAAGAAAUAACGGAAUGAUACCUUUCGACUAUGAAAUAAAUGAUUACAAAGACAGACAGAUCGGUUUUGAAUUCAAUCCAGAUCGCGGAAGUCUAAAUGUUGGACAAACAAUACCAAUACACAUCAAUGUAAUUGCAAAUCAUAUUGGACUUUUUAAUGAGAUAUUUAAUAUAUCAAUUAUAGGUGCAGAAUACAUGUCUCCAUCACUUGUGAUAAGAGGACGCGUUAUUGGACCAACAUUUGACAUUUCUCCAAAAACAAUAAAUUUUGGAACAGUUUCUUUUGGAUUUUUAUAUACACAAACACUUGAAAUCACAAAUGAUAGUGAAAUACCAUUUAAUUAUGACCUUGCAAUCCACCAAGAUCCAACUUUUGAUCUUCGAGAAAUUUCGAUUUUACCAAACCAUGGAACAGUUCAAGGAUUCGCAAAACAGAAGCUGAAACUAGAAUUUCUACCAAACACACUUCGCAAUUACGAUCUUUCUCUCCAACUUACAAGUCCAGAAUACGAAAAAGUCCUUCAAACAAUUCCAAUAAAAGCUGAAUGUAUUUGUCCUGAAGUUUCAAUUAUUAAACCAGAGAUUGAUGUUGGCCAAGUGUUUAUUAACAAGAGAACACCAUUAACUGUUAAAAUAUGCAACAGAACAGGCUUCCCGGCCAAAUAUGAGUUCAUUGAACCAACAGAUCCAACAAUUUUGGAAGCAAAUUUCGAAAUAGAAAAGCGAACAGGAGACAUUCCAGCAAUGAAGCUUACAGAAGUAAAGUUCUAUAUUACUCCUAAAAUAAUAGGCAGUAUACAUUUAGUAAGAUUCAUUAAGAUACUAGGAAGUAACAUGAAUCCUUUAUCAUUUUAUGUAAACGCAAAUUCGAUUGGUCCAAUAAUCAAUUAUGCAGAAAAAGAAAUUGAUUUUGGAAUCCAAAAUGUUUUGAUUGAAAAUAAUCAUGAAAUUGUGUUCGAAAACAAAAGCGCUAUAUCUGCAGAUUAUAAAGUACAAGUCAGAGGAAGAUGCUUUUCAAUAAAUGAAUAUGAAGGUUCAAUUCCUCCAAACUCUUCACAUUCAUUUAAUGUUGUUGCAAAAUUAACUGAUGCACAAUUAUUUACAGGAGAAUUUUAUAUCAUUAUUGAACAUUUAACUCCUAUAACUAUUCCUAUGAAAGCAAGAGGAAAAGGAUCUCCAAUCAUUUCAUCGAUUGACAUGAACAAAAUUGAUUUUGGAUAUUCUUUUGUUGAUGAUAUUGUUUCCAAAAGUUUUGUUUUGACAAAUUUUGGAACAAAACCAUUAGAAGUUAAAUGGGAUUCUAGAAGAACAAACAGAAGAGAUCUUAAACUUUCUAUUGAACCAGAUAUUAAAGUUAUAUAUCCCAACGAAAAGAUUCCUUAUACUAUUUCUUUGACAUCAAAUAUUCCAAAUGAAUUCAACAUCAAAGCUGUUUGUUCUCAAUUAUCUUCAAAGAAAACAUUAGAAAUAUUUAAUACAGAACUUUGUGGAAAGUUUAUUUGUCAUUCAUUAUCAUUCUCCAAGAACGCAAUGUACUUCAAUUAUGUUCACGAUGCUAUUCAAGAAGAAACAUUAAAUAACAAUGACAUGAAACCAUCAAAAUCUUUGUUAAUGGCAAUGUAUCAAACAAACACAGUAAUGAACAAAGGUGAAUUGCCAUUAGAUAUAUACAUUGAAUGCCAAGAACCUUUCUCGGUUAGUCCAAAUAGAUUAAACACACAACCUGGACAAAGUUAUGAUAUUGAUGUGAUUUUUGAUCCAAGUUUUAAGGAAGAUUUCAGUUCCGAAACAAUUACUCAAACAAUGAACUUCAUUAUUGAGAACAAUCCACAUACAUUUACUGUUGACUUGAUAGCAAACAUGAUGUUCCCUAAUUUAUCAUUCGAUUUCCCUCAAAACAAAGAAAUUGAUUUCGGAUUAUUGCUGAAAAAUACUGAAGGACAAAAAUCAUAUAAAAUGAAGAAUACAAGUAAAGUUGACGUUGAAUAUGAAUGGACUUUAUUGUAUGACGACAAUGAUAUUGAUAUAUCUACCGUGUUCGAUAUCUGUCCUAUAAGAGGAACAUUAAAACCAAAUGAAACAGUCAAUAUAAAUGUUUCUUUUUACUCAAAAGUGUCAGAAACAAAAUCAGAUUUCCAAAUCAAUGCAGUUUGUCACGUAAUUGGUGGUCCUGAUUAUGUUUUCAAACUGAUGGGAAGAAGUGCUGAUAUAGAUUACAAAGUCAAUCCCACAGAAAUUGAUUUUGGAGAUAGAAGCUACAUAGACAAUUUGACUAGUAUUGUAAUAAUAGAAAAUACAAGUCAAGUUAAUCUUCCUUUCCAUGUUAAAACUCCUUAUAGAUCCGGUUUUAGCCAGUUCGUUGUUGAACCAUCAAAUGGAGUAUUAAGUCCUGGAGAAAUGAAGACUUUAAACGUUUCUUUAGUUGCAGGAGUUCCUUUACAAUUAAAAGAAUGUUUUAAUAUUUGUUUUGAUGAAUUCCAAGAGGUUGAAAUACAAGUUCAAGUCAACUCUUUCAUUUUUCAACUUCAAACUAAUAUUCCAAGAGCUAGUGAUGAUCCUUUAUACCAGAUCUUCAUGAAAAAACCAAGAAGAAAUGUAUUCAAAAUCCUCCAAGCUAAUGAAAUAUCAAGAGAACAUUAUUCAAACAUAGAAUAUGAUAUGAUGAAAGAUAGAUUAUUAGAAAAAGUUCCAAAAACAAGAUCAGUUGUUCAAAAGCAUGGAUUAAAAACAUUCCAAGGCAGAUACAACUCAAAGUUUGUUAUUGAUAUGGGAACAAUUAUUUUAGGAGAUUCAAAAGAGAUGUCUUUUGAUUUCAAUUCAAUUGUUCCUUUUCCAAUUUCUUUUGAAAUUUUUGAUUCAAACUUAAUUGAUACCGGAUUUUAUGUGAAACAAACUAAUUUCACAAAUAUAAGCAAGGAUGAUGGAUUCAGUGUUGCAUUUGGAUUUGAUACAAAGAAGAGAAAGGAUGACAAAACAGAUGAUGUUAUUUAUGAUGUUCCUUUAGUUUUUAAUGAUGAAUCGGCUUAUUUGAUUCAAAUAAAAGCAAAAUUAGAGAGUCCAGCAUUGGAAUUUUCAACGAAUCAUUUAGAUUUCGAACAGACAAUUAUUGGUCAGAAGAGAAUCAAAUCUGUUCAAAUAAGGAAUAACAAUGCUUUGCCAAUUGAUUUCACGAUUUCUCCUUGUGAAUCUCCAUCAAUUAUUCAUAAACUUAGGAAAGAAGAUAAUCCAUUUAAAUGCUCAACAACAACUUGUUCUUUACCACCAAAUAAUUUCAUUAAUAUUAAUGUAACAUUCUCACCUACACAAGAAAAGAAUUAUUCAAUGCAAUUCCCAAUUACAAUCAAACACAGUUCACAAACAAUGUAUUUAACAGUUAAAGGAAGUGGAUCUCAAUUAAAACUUGUUUUUGAUCCACCAGAAUUAUGUUUCCAGCCAACGAAACCUUUCUCUGAUAAACUAUUCAUGGACUUCAAGAUGAUCAAUCCAACAAAUAGUCCAAUAACUGUAUACUCAAAUCAAUUUGAUUUCCAAAUGUUGUAUGAACAAGUAAUGGCUGGAAAAAGUACAAUGUUGACUGUGAAUUCAACAGAAUCCAAUUUAAUUUUAGAAUCAAACAAAGAUGUUGUAAGUAAUUUCGCUGUUUGUAUCAUAGUACAUGGAGUUACAAAGAGUGGAAAAACAACAUGCGCAAAGAGAAUUGCUAAAUAUCUUGGCUUGGAAAUCCUUGAUUUACAAGAAUUAUUCAUGGGAAAACAAACUCAAGGAGAAUGUGUUGAAAUUCUCACAGAAAGACUUAAACAAAAGAAAUAUAUCAAAGGCUUCAUUGUUGAUGGAUUAAACGGUAUGCCAGAUCCACAAGAAACAGAUCAAUUUCUUGCCCAAACUCUUAAACACAAAGGAGUUUUAGAUGAAAUUGCAAAAGAUCCAUUCAUUGCAUUUCCUCAUAAUUUUCAAACUGGUUAUGAACAAACAUUGAGUUUGUUGCUUAGUUGUUUAACAGGACAUUUUGUUUUUGGCGUUUUCCUGCAAGCAUCAGAUGCUGAUAUUAACUUGCAUGAAAUUGAUUUCAACUCUGAAAUCCAAUAUAACGAGCAAGUGAUGAAAAAUCAAGAUCUUGAGAGAUACUUAAAUAUGGAUGAAGAAGAGUAUUCACAACUAACUAAGAUAGAACAAAUUGUUGCUGAUAGGUACAGAACUGAAUACAGAAUGAAGUUCUUGCCUCCAAAAGAAAUAAAGCCUCAGCCAACUAAAGCACAAAUUAAAUCAAAUGCUUCAAAAUCAAACCUCAAAUCAGGAUCAAGAGCUUCUUUGAAAUCACAAAAAUCAACAGCAAGUUUGAAAGGUUUGAACGCAAUUAAAAGUAGAACGAGACUGAAAUUAGGUGAAAAAGAAAAAAUUAACCAUGUUUAUAAUUUCACUCUCGGUACAAUUGCUCAAAGAAUAAAUGAAGAUUGCGAUCAAUACCAUGCAAUUGAUCCUUUAAGUUACAGAAAAGGAGAUGAAAUCGUUGAGGUUACUUAUCCUCAUAAAGGAAACUGCCUUUUGAUAAAUACAGGCGAAACUCCUUAUCAAAACGAAAAGUCAUGGAAAUCUUUCAUCCCUGAUUUAGACAAAUUAAGAUUAAGGAUAUUAGUUAACUUGUUACAGCCAAUGAGAUUAAUUGUUCCUAGUAUGGAUCCAGAUGAAAAAAUGCCUCAUCUUGAAAUACCUCCAAGUAAUUUCGGAAUUUGGAAUGAUGAAGCUCCAGCAAUUCCUCAACAAACUCCGAAACCUCCUCCACCACAGAACUUAAAGAAGGCAAGAAUGUCUAGAAGAGAAAAGAGAAUUGAGUCAGAACUAAGCGCUAAUAAAUCAGAAGAUGAAGCCGCUUUGUUUGAAGAUUACAAUUUAAUUAGAUAUACAAAGAGAUGGGAAAUAAAUCCAGGAGAAAGUGUUUCAUUAAAGGCAUAUUUCAAUGGAGUUCUCGAAGGCGAAUACAUUGACAUUCUAAGGUUUUCAAUCUUAGAUGCAGCUAAUAACAUUUUCUCUUUGCCAAUGAAAGCGAACGUUACUUCUCCUGAUAUAGAUAGAGAUCCAACAUCUUUGUUCUCGAAAGUUGUUCCGAAAUUAGGAUUGAAAACAAAAAGUUCAUUCAUUUCGAGUUUGAAUGAAUUUCAUUUUGGUCCAAUAAAUCCUUCCUUAGUUAAGCCAGGAUCAAAAGGAUUCAAACCUGCUUACAAUGAGAUUUUAACAAUAAAGAACAACUCACCAAUGGAGACAAUUAUUAUGCCAUACAUCUCUUCAAAUGCUCCGAAAAAUACUUGGUUUGUUGAAACAAAAGAAUUCACAAUACAACCAAAUGAAAAAUAUCAAUAUAAAAUUGGUUUCAAUCCAAUGAAUAUUGAGUUAUACAAGGCAACAAUUUCAUUCUUCAUUAAAGACAAUCCAAAGCCUUUGAUCACACAUUUCGUUGCAGAUGUAACAAAUCCAACAAUUGAACCUUCUGUUCAAGUUUUAGAUUUCGAAAAAUUGUUGCCAAAACAAGAAAGAAAUUUGACUUUAGAGCUUCGAAAUAAUGGAAAAAUACCUUGCUACUUCAAGUUUAAGAAUAUCAAACAAAUAGGAAAUCAAUUUCAGUUCUCUUGCAAAGAAGGAUUGAUUCCAUUAAAAGGAACUUUCAAAGUCGAUAUCAAAUUUUCUUCUCCAAAACCAAUAAUAGUCAAAAAGACUUUGAUUAUUGAUGUUUAUGAUGAGAAACAGACAAAAGUUGCUAAUAACUAUAACAUUGGUAUUAAUGCCGAGACAUUCGAUACAUCCUUUGAUUUAAUUUAUCCUAAAGGAAUGUCAAUGUUAGAUUUUAAUGUCAUCAAAUGUAAUGAGAGCAAAAAUUUAGUUUGCACACUCAAAAACAAAGGAAAAUAUCCAUUACAUUAUAAAUUUGACUUAAAUAAGAACUUCCCUUACUUGAAGAUCUCUCAUUUGGAAGGAACAAUCUCUCCAUCAGAGAAACCUCUCGCAGUAACAUUUACUUUUUCUGCAAAGAAAAUUGUCAAAUUUGAAAACAAAAAAGUUUUGAAUUUGAUUGUUUGCGAUGAAGAUUUGAAGGAAAAGCAAAAUGUCAUGCCAAUUAUUUUGCAUGCAGAAACAACAAACUCUUUGUACGAGAUUUCUCCAACGAAUAUUUUGGACUUUGGACCCUGUAUAAUUAAUACUCCUGCACAAAAAUCAUUUACAAUCAAAAAUGUCGGUCAUUUUCCAUUCGAGUUUGAAAUUCACCAAGUAAUACCAGAAGAAAAUAAUGACGAUGCUGAAAAGCAAAGCACAGGUUCAAGGAGAUCAGCAAGGAGUAAUAAAGGAAAGCAAAAACCAAAAGUUAACAAACCAGCGAAAACGAAACAACAAAUGCCGAAAAAGAAUAAAAAAGGAAACCAAAAGAUCCAAUAUGGUCCAUUCUUAUUAUCUACUUGGUGGGGAAUUAUUAAUCCAAAUCAAACAGCAACAAUUACUGUUGACUUCGUGAAUUCUCUUCCUGUUUGUCAUUCAAUAAAUUUGCUUCUAAAAAUCACGGAUUGCCCAGUUCAAGAUGAGAAUGGAAUUCCUUACACAAUCAAGUCAGAAUGUUUCAUUCCAACAAUAGAAACAGAAGACUUCGAACAGAUCUUCAAAGGCCAGAGAUUGUGCUUGAGAGGUGAUUUGCUUGAUAAUGAUUGUACAGCAUUUCUUGAAGAUGAAAAAUGUUUGCAUUUCGCAGCUUUGAGAGUUAAAUCAGAGAGUACAGUACCAGUUUCGAUAAUAAAUAUACAACAAGUUCCUGUUUCAGUUGAUUUUACUCUCUCAGAGCCAAAAGGUUUCAAAAUUGACAAUGCGAAAUUGGAAAUUCCUGAAAAAGAAGAAGCAAUUUUGAAUGUUACUUUUUGUCCAAAUGAAAGCGGAACUUUUACAUCAAUUCUUCAAGGUGUUGUGAAAGCAUAUGGAAAGGAUCCUCCACAGACAAUGAGAAUCAUGCUGGAAGGCAAAGGAUCCCUUCCUUUGAUUGAGUUUGUUGAUGCGAAAUCGAAAUCUUAUAGUUUCGGAAGAACUUUGGUCGGAACACAAAAAGAACAUAAAGUUGCGAUAGCCAACAGAUCUCUUAUUGAUAGUAAUGUUACAUUCCAUGUUUCACCUAAUCCAGAUUUCAUAUUGGAAGGAUUAGAAGCAACGAAGCCAAUUAAUUUAAGACCAAAUGAAAUUUUCAAUUUCACUGUCAUAUUUAGACCAGAAAGAUCGAAACAUUCAAGCAUUUCUGUACAAGCUAAAGUAUUUGGAAACAUUUCAUCUAAUUUGUCAAUGGAUUACGAUGGAGAAGGAUUAAUAGAAGAUUUAAUUUUGGACGGAAAUGAUAUAGAAAAUGAUUCAUUAACUUUUGAUGAUGUAGUUGCAGGAACUAAAUGUACAAAGAAGUUCAUAAUGAAAAACGUCUGCGAGAAAGAUAUCAGAUAUCAAUGGAGUUGCCAGUCGCAGAAUGAUUUCAUUAUUGUUCCUUCUUGUGGUCAUCUUUUCUCCAAAAAUUCAAUCGAAGUUUUUGUUACUUAUCAAUCAGACAAACCAACAAAAUUGAACACAAAAAUGACUUGUUCAUGGAGUUAUAUAAAGCUUGAGAAGAAAGAGGCAUGGAAUGAUUCGAUGAAGGAGAGCAAGAUGAUAAUUGAUGAUGCAGUAAUUGUCGUUCAACCUCCUAAAGAAGCGAGAAGAUCCGCAAGAAGAAAAGGAGGUAUACAAAGACAAUCUUCAAAGAAUCUUCCUGUUGUCAAGUCAUUCACAUCAAAGAGAGUUGUUGUAACUAAACCAGAGCCAGCAUUCACAUAUGAUGGUCCUAAACAAAAAGAUAUUGUUCUUAAGUUGAUUGCUACUUCCGAUGUCAUCAAAACAAACAUCUCAGUUAAUGGUGAUAAAUCAGUUAAUUCACUCAAUUUCGCCCCAACAAUGAUGUUUGAAUCGAGAAGAACUCCAAUAGAAAUCAACAACCAGAGCAAAAUCGCUGUUAGAUAUAUGUGGAAAGUCAUCAAUUAUUCGACAAUGGAUGGUGAAAAACGUUGUCCGUUUUCUGUUGAUCCAUAUACAGGAAUUAUUCCUUCAAACACUGUUAAAUCAUUUGAUGUUGUGUUUAGUCCAACCGCUGUUGAUGAUUGCAGUUGCGACAUUUGCGUAGUUUUCGGUGAUGAAGCAAUAGAAACCUUUGAAAAGAUGAGUCAUGAUGAUUUACAGUUUAUAAAUGUGACGGGAUUAAGCCGAAGACCAAUUUGUCAUUUCGAUGUUAAACAGAGCGAUUAUCUUAAUAGAAGGCAUCCAGAUUAUACAUAUCAUUUGCCAGAAGAUGUCAAAGUUGUUGAAGUUUCAAGUAAAGAAGUUGGCGAAAAGGCUCAAUUGAAAUUUGGAAUAAUGAACACUACAAACAUGAUGUACGAAAGCUAUUGGCAUUUGGUAUCUGGUCAGGACGCAAUUUCAUGUGAAACACCAAUUCAAAUCAUUUCUUCUAAUAGAAGAUAUGAAAUGAUCUUUGAUUUUACACCAACAAGUGUCAAAACUAUUGAAACUCUUUGGGAGUUUAAAGUGCCUCAACACAAUGUUUGUGUGCCAUUCCUCAUUGUUGGAAAGGUUAUUCCUCAAUAA
This is a messenger RNA of Trichomonas vaginalis G3, 9075 nucleotides long. RefSeq names its product deleted in lung and esophageal cancer 1 (DLEC1) family. Gene Ontology annotation, cellular component: axoneme. Gene Ontology annotation, biological process: axonemal central apparatus assembly; cilium movement. The record is from RefSeq and is a predicted model, not a curated record. Lineage: Eukaryota; Parabasalia; Trichomonadida; Trichomonadidae. The transcript has a single exon. The coding region runs from base 1 to 9075 and encodes 3024 amino acids.